Bombina bombina (fire-bellied toad) is the source of this 1218-nucleotide messenger RNA. RefSeq names its product eukaryotic translation initiation factor 4B. Gene Ontology annotation, molecular function: RNA binding. The record is from RefSeq and is a predicted model, not a curated record. NCBI's taxonomy places the organism in Eukaryota, Metazoa, Chordata, Amphibia, Anura, Bombinatoridae.
AAAUUCAGCCAAGUGAGUAAGUAUGCAGCUUUAUCCGUGGAUGGAGAAGAGGAGGCUGAAGAAUACGCCGACUAAUCUUGGGAACUACUGGUGUCCAUGGAUUUUUCCCUAUCCCUCAACUCCUUAAGCUCCCUUCUGCCAUGUUCCAUGAAAGUCAUUGGCAUAAGCCAGAGCAAGAAAAACACCCUUCCCAGCUCCUGUUCCCAUCAAAUUUACAAAUAAUCUAAUUUCAACACCUCAGACAGUGAUCUUCAGUUAGAAACACAGCGCUGUGUGUGUCUUCUAUUGCAUGCUGCUGCAGCUUUUACUGUGUGUGGGUUAGGAGUGGGGCAGAAAUGCAGUGUAUUGGGAGGGGGAGCUCUCCGCUGACUAUCUCCUGUCAAGAUGGCAAAAAUGUUACCUUUUAGGCUACUGGCCUUCCAAGCAUCCAUCCAUUUUCUAAAAGUUGUCUUUUUAUGCCAGAAAAACUAUUGCAUUACAGGGACCCGCAAUAAGUUUCUGGCUUGAGAUUGUUCCCAUAGCUACUCAUUUUAUGGUUAAUCUCCAGAAGGCAGAUGAAUAAACUGCUUUAAGAAAAUUUAAAGGAAUGAUUGUUCUUUUACUACGGUUUGGACCGGUACUGCAAUCAGUGGAAUAAAUCAUAGCCCCAAUUUACAGCUUUAGUAGUGAUGAGGGUGUAGUCAACUGCAGGGUUAGAACCGUUGCCAGAAUCCUCCAAUUCAGUGUGCCUAGAAUGGACUAUGAACAUUAUCUACCCAGCUAAGAGAUCUCCCCCUAAGACUGUGUGUUUUGCUGUGGGUUUGAAGACGGCUGCUGUAGCAGUGAUCUUUUCAUCGGUAGAAAGAGAUAUCUUAUGCAGAGUAUAUUAAUAGUAUAUAAGGCAACCAGAUCAGGCAGUGUUUGCAUGUCUUGUUGCUUCCAGACACUGCUAUUACACAUUUGGGAAUUCCUAGUUCAUCACUUCACGUGGCCUCCCCUAAUUUAUAACUAAUGUGCGCUCAGAAGUGGUCUUACUUUGGCCAGCUUCUGAUAUGUUUUGCCAUUUUACACUUAAAAAAGUGUAACUGAAGGAAAAAUAUAUUAAAAAUAAAAAACUAAACUUGUAAUGAUUUGUAAUCUGCUUUCUGCAAGAUAUUUUAUUAUCAUGUAAAUUCCCUUUUUCUUUUUUUUUCUGUUUAUCAGCUCAACAUCCUCUCAAAUAAACUAAUCUUUAAAAUA